UGUGCGCGGGUGUGCGCGGGGGGGGGCAGCGGCUGCCGCUGCUGCCGGCGGUGCCCGCUGCCGCUGGUGCGCGGCGCGGUGGCCGGAGCGGGGCGCGGAGCGGCGGCGCGGGCGGCCGCGGGUGCCGACCAUGGGCUGGCGGCUGCUGCCCGCCGUCCUGCUGGCCCUGGCGCUGGGCGGCCCCGCGGCGCGGGCGCAGAACGACACGGAGCCCAUCGUCCUGGAGGGCAAGUGCCUGGUGGUCUGCGACUCCAACCCGGCCACCGACGCCAAGGGUUCGUCCUCCUCCCCGCUGGGCAUCUCCGUGCGGGCGGCCAACUCCAAGGUCGCCUUCUCGGCCGUGAGGAGCACCAACCACGAGCCCUCCGAGAUGAGCAACAAGACGCGCAUCAUCUACUUCGACCAGAUCCUAGUAAAUGUGGGCAAUUUUUUCACGUUGGAGUCUGUCUUUGUAGCACCAAGAAAAGGAAUUUACAGUUUCAGUUUUCACGUAAUUAAAGUCUAUCAGAGUCAAACAAUUCAGGUUAAUUUGAUGCUAAAUGGAAAGCCAGUCAUUUCUGCUUUUGCCGGGGACAAGGACGUCACACGUGAAGCUGCCACUAAUGGAGUCCUGCUCUACCUAGACAAGGAGGAUAAGGUUUACCUGAAAUUGGAGAAAGGUGUGGACUCAUCAUUGCCUCUGUUACAUGAAGAUCAUUUUAUCAUCAUGGGAUUGAUGUUUCUUUAUUGGUUUUUCAUGGGUGAAUAUGGAUUCUCUUUAUGGAUUUUGGCCCCAUCUGAACUACUCAGAAGUUUCACAGAAUUUUGUGUGUUUAAAUACAAUAUAUUUGGAUUGAGACUAAAGCAGACAAUAAAUAUCUAUGCUUAAUGUUACAGUCUAAAGCUGCCUGCAAGAUUUAUUCAGAGUUCAUUUACUGGACUUAUUGGAUUCAUGGGAGAAGUGGAUUUUCUUUAAUUAUGAAAAGACUGGCAACCAGGUCUAUAAUUUAGGAGAGUUUGAGCUCAGACUUCAAUCAAGAGUUAGUGUGUUGCUGCCAAAGAACCGUAUAUUGAUAUAUUGGUCAUACAUGUUUUUGUCACUGGGACUUAACUGACAUGAUCUAUUCCAUUGUCUUGAGAAAGGUAAUUAUUAUUGAUAAGUGGUUGACUUCAAUUCUCCUCUGCGUGUAGUGUGUUGGAUGAUUCACCCAUAUAUUUAUGCUCUGUCACCGGUCACAAUCAAGUCUAGCUUACAUAAAGCUAAGAGGUUAUGCUUGUAUUUUAGUUGGGUAUGUAAAGUAUUCCUCUUUUCCAUGUGCUGUUUUCUAAAAAGAAGAGCAGAUUAUAACCAUUAAGAAAAAUAUUCUUACCAGGGUUAAAGGUGAUCAUUCAGGCACAACUUUGCAAAACAGCUUUGCCCUGCAGGAAAUCUCACACUUGUUCUUCAGUUUUAAUUAACAUGAUUGAUAAUAACUGCUUUAUUAAAAACCUAAGGGAUUCCUUCCUUAGACACAACCACUUUAUUAGCUGGAGAUGAGAUCCCCUUGUUUGUAAUUAUGUCUAUUUUUCAAACCUUCUGUUGUGUUAAAGGUAUCAUCUGGUUUUGCCUUAACUCCACAACUGUAUAUAAUUUUAGAUCAUAUGUUUAACAAAUAUUAAAUCCAAAUAGCCGGUACCUAACUUGGUGCAAUAUCUUUUCGGCUUUUUGUACAGGUCAUAUGAAUUCAUAAACUUAUUUAUUAUAUCAUUGUUACAUAAUAAAGAUUAAUAUAUGUUAGCUGAA
Harpia harpyja (harpy eagle) is the source of this 1762-nucleotide messenger RNA. RefSeq names its product cerebellin 4 precursor (gene CBLN4). The coding region runs from base 131 to 868 and encodes 245 amino acids. The transcript is spliced from 4 exons. Lineage: Eukaryota; Metazoa; Chordata; Aves; Accipitriformes; Accipitridae. Gene Ontology annotation, molecular function: protein binding. The record is from RefSeq and is a predicted model, not a curated record.